GAGCACUGCAGUGAAAGCCGAGGCAGCGGACAGGCGAGCAGGGGGCGGGCGGACAUCUUGGGAUCCGAGAGUGGCCAGGCCGGCCUUUUGGGGGCUGCUGACUCCAGGUCUGUUCUCAGAGCAAUGGGUCACAGAGACUGAGCUGCCGCCAUGAUUGGAGGUUUAUUCAUCUAUAAUCACAAGGGGGAGGUGCUCAUCUCCCGGGUGUACAGAGAUGAUAUCGGCAAUAGGAGGAAUGCAGUGGACGCCUUUCGGGUCAAUGUGAUUCACGCGCGGCAGCAGGUGCGCAGCCCGGUCACGAACAUCGCUCGCACCAGCUUCUUCCAUGUUAAGCGGUCCAACAUCUGGCUGGCAGCCGUCACCAAGCAGAAUGUCAACGCUGCCAUGGUCUUCGAAUUCCUCUAUAAGAUGUGUGACGUAAUGGCUGCUUACUUUGGCAAGAUCAGUGAGGAGAACAUCAAGAACAAUUUUGUGCUCAUCUAUGAGCUGCUGGAUGAGAUUCUGGACUUUGGUUACCCACAGAACUCAGAGACAGGUGCACUGAAGACCUUCAUCACCCAGCAGGGCAUCAAGAGUCAGCAUCAGACAAAAGAAGAACAAUCCCAGAUCACCAGCCAGGUGACUGGGCAGAUCGGCUGGCGGCGGGAAGGGAUCAAGUAUCGGCGAAAUGAACUCUUCCUAGAUGUUCUAGAGAGUGUGAAUCUGCUCAUGUCCCCCCAGGGGCAAGUGCUGAGUGCCCAUGUGUCAGGCCGGGUGGUGAUGAAGAGUUACCUGAGUGGCAUGCCUGAGUGCAAGUUUGGAAUGAAUGACAAGAUUGUCAUUGAAAAGCAGGGCAAAGGCACAGCGGAUGAAACAGGCAAAAGCGGGAAGCAAUCAAUUGCCAUUGAUGACUGCACCUUCCACCAGUGUGUGCGACUCAGCAAGUUUGACUCUGAACGAAGCAUCAGCUUCAUCCCACCUGAUGGAGAGUUUGAACUCAUGAGAUACCGCACUACCAAGGACAUCAUCCUCCCUUUCCGGGUGAUCCCGCUGGUGCGGGAGGUGGGGCGCACCAAACUGGAGGUCAAGGUGGUCAUCAAGUCCAACUUCAAGCCCUCGCUUCUGGCCCAGAAGAUUGAGGUGAGGAUCCCAACCCCACUGAACACGAGCGGAGUGCAGGUGAUCUGCAUGAAGGGGAAGGCCAAGUACAAGGCCAGCGAGAACGCCAUUGUGUGGAAGAUCAAGCGCAUGGCAGGCAUGAAGGAAUCACAGAUCAGCGCAGAGAUUGAGCUUCUGCCCACCAACGAUAAGAAGAAAUGGGCUCGACCCCCCAUCUCCAUGAACUUUGAGGUGCCGUUCGCGCCCUCCGGCCUCAAGGUGCGCUACUUGAAGGUAUUCGAGCCGAAGCUGAACUACAGUGACCAUGACGUCAUCAAAUGGGUGCGAUACAUUGGCCGCAGCGGCAUUUAUGAAACCCGCUGCUAGCUGCCCGUGGCAGCUGGCCACCUCCCCACCCACCCUUUUCCAGAAGUCCAAGGACCCCAGUGACCACUCGCCAGUGUCCUUCCCCCUCCUGCUCUGCUGCCUUCCCUUACACCGGCCCCUGAACAUAGGUCUCAGCCAGCCCCAGUGGGACUGGUGAGGCAGUCCCCGGCUUCUGGGCAGGGUGGUUUUGGAGGCUUCUCUUCCAUCUGUCUGUCCUGGCUUAGUGCCAGGCCCUGAGUUUUGUGACCAAAGCCAGGUGGCCCCCUCUCCUUUCUACCCUCGUGGCCACACCUCUGCAGCGGGAAGGUUGACUAGCCCUCACCUCAGAGCUCCCCCAGAGGCCAGUAACAGAUUCCCAGCCCUUAGCCCCUCUCUGCUUUGGGAUAGUAUGCUUCGUUUUGUACACGUGUGACUUCGUCCAGUUAGAAACCCAAUAAACUGUAGAGUGGAA
This is a messenger RNA of Peromyscus leucopus (white-footed mouse), 1915 nucleotides long. It is a transcript of the gene Ap2m1, whose product is annotated as adaptor related protein complex 2 subunit mu 1. Gene Ontology annotation, molecular function: clathrin-cargo adaptor activity. Lineage: Eukaryota; Metazoa; Chordata; Mammalia; Rodentia; Cricetidae. Gene Ontology annotation, cellular component: AP-2 adaptor complex; cytoplasmic vesicle. Bases 151 to 1464 code for a protein of 437 amino acids. The record is from RefSeq and is a predicted model, not a curated record. The transcript has 13 exons. Gene Ontology annotation, biological process: clathrin-dependent endocytosis; intracellular protein transport.